This is a messenger RNA of Benincasa hispida (wax gourd), 1074 nucleotides long. RefSeq names its product E3 ubiquitin-protein ligase RMA1H1-like. Gene Ontology annotation, cellular component: endoplasmic reticulum. Gene Ontology annotation, molecular function: ubiquitin protein ligase activity; metal ion binding. Gene Ontology annotation, biological process: ubiquitin-dependent protein catabolic process. The record is from RefSeq and is a predicted model, not a curated record. NCBI's taxonomy places the organism in Eukaryota, Viridiplantae, Streptophyta, Magnoliopsida, Cucurbitales, Cucurbitaceae.
UAAAUACAUUCCGCCUCCGCCCGCCUCAAGAGCACUCAUUUCCCACUUUUUGGUUUCGAGAAUUUCAUGAUAACCAUUUUCUGGAAGCUCUUCAACUUCAGAGCUCUCUCGCACUGUCAUUCUUCUUUUUCUUCUUCUUCUUCGCUACGCCUCUCGACCAAAUCCUGGUGUGAAGCUAAUUUGUGGAAGCUUUUCUAUAUAUGGCCUUUGAGCAUUACUUUCCCCAUGGAUGGAGGAGGCAGGUACCAGCUGCAAUGGCAAACUCUGAGAAGUUUAAGCCUUGCUUUGACUGCAACAUUUGCUUAGACUUUGCAUCUGAGCCUAUAGUUACCCUCUGUGGCCAUCUCUAUUGCUGGCCUUGCAUUUACAAGUGGCUUCACGUUCAGAGUGCCUCCCUCACCCCCGAUGAGCCUCCGCAGUGUCCAGUUUGCAAGGCCAAUAUUUCCCACACGACAAUGGUUCCUCUGUACGGCCGUGGUCAAUCGGCCGAAGAUGCUGAGGUUGAUGCCAGAGGGCUGCUCAUACCUCCUAGACCAUCAGCUUUCGGUAACAAGGCUCUGGCAACUAUCAGAUCUAAUACUGCUUCUGGCCAGCAGUUUGCUUAUGGAGACCUUUAUCAAAACCAAAUCUACAAUUUUGAUAUGUAUGACAGUUAUGAAGAGGACUCCAGCAGCUCGUUGUUUAACCUCGAAGACAGCUCGGUUGGUAGUCUUCAUCAUCCUACGGCCGGGAUGUUCACGGAGACAGUGUAUGCUAGGUUCUUUGGGAAUUCAGAGAACGUAUACACACACCCGAGUUCUUAUGGUCCAAGUGGGAAUAGCAGUCCUCGGUUGAGAAGGCAGGAAAUACUGGCAGAAAAAUCGCUUAAUAGGAUAUCUAUUUUUCUCUUCUGUUGCUUCGUUUUGUGCCUUGUUGUAUUCUAAUUACAACUGAAGACUUCUGUAGCUUUUCGUUUGUAACUAUUUUAGUGAAGAGUUAUGAAACUUUGGUGUAAUAGAUUAGUUAAACACACCACAUUAUGUGUAGCUUUGAUUCAUUUCAAAUGAGCAACUACCAAUGGCAUAGUUUGUUAAA